This is a messenger RNA of Solanum lycopersicum (tomato), 1785 nucleotides long. RefSeq names its product auxin-regulated dual specificity cytosolic kinase. Gene Ontology annotation, molecular function: ATP binding; protein kinase activity. Gene Ontology annotation, biological process: protein phosphorylation. The record is from RefSeq and is marked validated. Lineage: Eukaryota; Viridiplantae; Streptophyta; Magnoliopsida; Solanales; Solanaceae.
AUAUAGACCAUCACAAACUCAUUUCCCUGUUUGGUUUCAUUGACACAUUUUGUUCAACACCUUGUAAGCAAUAAAAAUUGACACCAAACUGAUCAAAUUUCAUCGGAUUUAGUAUAACAGCUAUGGCUACUUGCGGAAUUGACUGGAAAUCUGUUCUGCCAAACUGUUUUAAGGGCAAUAAUGUUCGUUCGGAGGCGAAGGUGAUGGAGAACAGUAAACAGAUGAAUUCUGAUCAUCAUAGAUUAGCUUUUUCUGAUAUAAGUACUGAUUCUAGAUCAGUACUUAUAUCAUUGGAUGACCUUUCAUCGAACGCUGUCAUUGGUUCAAAUCUUCAUGUAUUCACAUAUGAGGAACUUAAACUCAUCACUAGUGAUUUCUCCUCAGCUAAUUUUCUCGGUAAAGGUGGAUUUGGACCCGUUCACAAGGGGUUUAUUGAUGACAAGAUUAAGCCUGGUUUGGAUGCUCAACCUGUUGCUGUUAAAUUGCUUGAUUUGGAUGGAAAUCAGGGCCAUCAAGAAUGGCUGACUGAAGUGGUUUUUUUGGGGCAAUUGAGGCAUCAUCAUCUAGUGAAGUUGAUUGGAUAUUGUUGGGAGGAGGAGCAGAGACUUCUCGUUUACGAGUAUAUGGCAAGGGGAAACCUCGAGGAUCAACUAUUUUCGAGAUAUUCGAGUUGUUUGCCAUGGUUGACCAGAAUAAAAAUUAUGGUUGGUGCUGCAAAGGGACUGGCUUUCCUUCACGGAGAAGAAAAACCAGUAAUCUACCGCGAUUUUAAGGCUUCUAACAUCCUCUUAGACUCGGAUUACAGAGCCAAACUAUCUGAUUUUGGGCUAGCAAAGGAUGGACCGGAAGGCGAUGACACACAUGUCUCAACUCGUGUGAUGGGCACUCAUGGUUAUGCUGCUCCGGAGUACAUCAUGACUGGUCAUUUGACAAGCAAGAGCGAUGUGUACAGCUUCGGAGUAGUUUUGUUAGAACUUAUAACAGGACGACGAGCCAUGGACAAGAAACGCCCCCUCAAAGAGCGAAUCUUGGUGGAUUGGGCAAGACCAAUGCUAAGGGAUCCACACAAGCUUGACAGAAUAAUGGACCCACGGCUUGAAGGUCAGUACUCGACACAAGGAGCCAAGAAGGUAGCUGCAUUGGCUUAUCAAUGCUUAAGCCACCACCCCAGGUCUAGGCCUACUAUGAGCAACAUAGUGAAGAUCUUGGAACCAGUCUUGGACAUGAAGGAUAUACCAAUGGGCCCAUUUGUUUACGUCGUUCCCUCCUCAAAACCUGACAAGGGAACAGAAAUUGGUGAAUUGAAGACUAAAGUGAACGAUGAAAACAAGGCGGGUGUAAGGGAAAACGAAGUAGAUAAUGCAGGGGAAAACAGAGAGGAUGGUAAUGCUAAGCAACGGAGAGUCGGACACAGGUAUAAACACAGGCUAAAGACUGAUGCUUCUGUUUACUCAGAUACUCAUUUGUAUCACAAAACUGUAAAGCAUGAAAGAACAAACAAACUAAAUUCUUAUUGAUCAAUCGCAACGAAUAGAAGAAAGGGAAAAGAGAUUUAAAAUGUAAAACAUAUGUGAAUUAGAUAGUAUAAUUAAGUACUCCAAUUGUAUUUUUUUUUUUUUGUUAAAUCAGUUUACAUUUUAGUCUCAGUUUUGGGAGAAAAAAAAAUCCUUUUAGUGUUUUCGUUUUUGUUGUUGAAAGCAAUGUACAUAGAAGAUUCUUAUGACUUUUAUCAGUUGUAAAAAGUUGUUUGAACAAGAAAAAGUUAUAUAUGAAAACGAAAAAGAA